AGUGAAGUUAAAAUACAAAAAUGCCAGCAAUUGGUAUUGACUUGGGUACCACAUACUCGUGUGUUGGUGUGUGGCAACAGGGAAAAGUGGAGAUCAUCGCCAAUGACCAGGGGAACAGGACAACUCCAAGUUACGUGGCCUUCACAGAUACAGAGAGACUGAUUGGAGAUGCUGCGAAGAAUCAGGUGGCGAUGAACCCUGCGAACACAGUGUUCGACGCAAAAAGACUCAUCGGUCGUAAAUUCGACGAUCCAAAAAUUCAGGAUGACAUGAAGCACUGGCCCUUCAAGGUCCUAAAUGAUGGAGGGAAGCCAAAGAUUCAGGUUGAAUUUCGUGGGGAAAUGAAGAGGUUCAACCCCGAGGAAAUCAGCUCGAUGACAUAUGUUUUCUCAGUAAAGCAGGCGGUCCAGGAGCAGGGAGCCAAGCUGAAUCAGGAGGAGAAAGACAGGACUCUACAGCUCUGUGAUGAGGCCAUUCAGUGGCUGGACAAUAAUACACUGGCAGAGAAGGACGAGUACAAUGACAAACUGCAGGAGAUGCAGAAGAUCUGUUCACCCAUCAUGACGAAGCUUCAUCAGGGGUCUGGAUGCCCACCGCAAGGUUGUGGUGCACAACAACCUCAGGGAGGCAAUGGCUCCGGCCCGACCAUUGAGGAAGUUGAUUGAAUUCACAAAUAUCUUUAGAAACUCCAAAGGUCUUCACAAUUACA
Fopius arisanus is the source of this 709-nucleotide messenger RNA. RefSeq names its product major heat shock 70 kDa protein Ab-like. NCBI's taxonomy places the organism in Eukaryota, Metazoa, Arthropoda, Insecta, Hymenoptera, Braconidae. Gene Ontology annotation, molecular function: ATP binding; ATP-dependent protein folding chaperone. The transcript is spliced from 2 exons. Gene Ontology annotation, cellular component: plasma membrane; cytosol; cytoplasm. The record is from RefSeq and is a predicted model, not a curated record. Bases 21 to 665 code for a protein of 214 amino acids.